This is a messenger RNA of Ochotona curzoniae (black-lipped pika), 2542 nucleotides long. Its product is annotated as cytochrome P450 4F3-like. The transcript is spliced from 13 exons. Bases 137 to 1711 code for a protein of 524 amino acids. Gene Ontology annotation, molecular function: oxidoreductase activity, acting on paired donors, with incorporation or reduction of molecular oxygen; iron ion binding; heme binding. The record is from RefSeq and is a predicted model, not a curated record. NCBI's taxonomy places the organism in Eukaryota, Metazoa, Chordata, Mammalia, Lagomorpha, Ochotonidae.
CCUUCAGGAUUGGUGACUGUGGACUGCCGUCCGGCUCCGCCUUGCACAGGGACCUGGGGCACAGAUCUCCCCGUGGGAGACAAACUGCUGUUUACAGAAGGUUGCUGGAGCUAAACCUGUGCACCUGCCCAGCAGGAUGCCACAGCUGAGCCUGUCCUGGCUGGGCCUGGGGCCAAGGUCGGUCUCUCCGUGGCUGUUCCUGCUGCUGCUGAUCAGCGCCUCCUGGCUCCUGGCCCGCAUCCUGACCCGGAUCUACGUCUUCUACAACAACUGCUGUCGCCUCCGGUGCUUCUCACAGCCUCCGAGACGGAACUGGUUCUUGGGUCACUUGGGUGUGGCACAGAGCAACGAGGAGGGCAUGCGACUGGUAUCGGAGCUGGCAUACCACUUUCGUGACAUCCAUCUGUGGUGGUUAGGGCCCCUCUACCCCGUGCUGCGGCUCGUGCACCCUAACUUCGUGGCUCCCUUGCUGCAGGCUCCAGCUGCGGCCAUUUGUAAGAACAUGGACUUCUACGACUUCCUGAAGCCGUGGCUGGGGGACGGGCUUCUGCUGAGCUCCGGGGACAAGUGGAACCGCCAUCGCCGCAUGCUGACGCCCGCCUUCCACUUCAACAUCCUGAAGCCCUACGUGAGGAUUUUCAGCAAGAGUGCAAGCAUCAUGCACGCCAAAUGGCAGCGCCUGGCCUCUGAGGGCAGCGCCCGUCUGGACAUGUUUGAGCACAUCAGCCUCAUGACCCUGGACAGUCUGCAGAAAUGCAUCUUCAGCUACGACAGCAACUGUCAGGAGAAACCCAGCGAGUAUAUAGCCGCCAUCUUGGAUCUCAGCGCUCUCACGGUGAAACGGAACCAGCAGAUUCUGCUCUUCCUGGACUUCCUGUACCACCUCACUCCCGACGGGCGGCGCUUCCUCAAGGCCUGUGACCUGGUGCACCGCUUCACAGACGCCGUCAUCCAAGAGCGACGCGGUGCUCUGGCCAGCCAGGGCUCAGACGCCUUCCUCAAGGCCAAGGCCAAGGCCAAGACGUUGGACUUUAUCGACGUGCUCCUGCUGAGCAAGGGGGAAGAUGGAAAGGAGUUGUCUGACAAGGACAUACGGGCAGAGGCGGAUACCUUCAUGUUUGGGGGCCACGACACCACAGCCAGCGGCCUCUCCUGGCUCCUGUACAACCUUGCGAGGCACCCGGAAUACCAGGAGCGCUGCCGGCGAGAGGUGCAGGAGCUCCUGAGAGACCGGGACCCGAAGGACAUUGAAUGGGACGACCUGGCACAGCUGCCCUACAUGACCAUGUGCAUUAAGGAGAGCCUGCGUUUACAUCCUCCCGUCACGGUCAUCUCCCGCCGCUGCACCCAGGAUGUGCCACUCCCGGACGGCCGCGUCAUCCCCAAAGGGAUCGUCUGCGCCAUCAGCAUCUUUGGGAUUCACCACAACCCCUCGGUGUGGCAGGACCCUGAGGUCUACGACCCUUCCCGCUUUGAUCCGGAAAAGGCCCUGCAGAGGUCACCUCUGGCUUUCAUUCCCUUCUCUGCGGGCCCCAGGAACUGCAUCGGGCAGGCGUUCGCCAUGGCCGAGAUGAAGGUGGUGUUGGCGCUCACGCUGCUGCGCUUCCGCAUCCUGCCCGACAGCGCAGAGCCAAGACGCAAGCCAGAGCUCAUCCUGCGCGCCGAGGGUGGCCUGUGGCUGCGGGUGGAGCCGCUGGUGGAGGGACAGUGACCCCCGUGGGAUCACCCUUGAGCCCACCGACCCAGCUACCCUUUGUGCAUUGCUGGAAUAAACAGUGUGCCCACUGCCCAGGGGAGGAAGUGCAUAAGAACAUAGGAGAGCCUGCUAAGCGUUUGCACCCUGCUCUUGCCAGCUGUCCUCCGUAGCUUCUCUUUUGUGGCUGCCCUGAUGCUGCCCAGCGCCCAGUGUAGGGACUGAGCAUGGUGCUGGGUGCACAAGGAAUGCUUGGUUUUAAAGAGGCUGCUGCCAGGUCCUCGCUCAGGACGCCCGGCAACUGUAGAAGAAAACACGCCCUUCCAAGACUGUUCUUUCUGGGUGCUGGAAACCAAGGAUGAGAAUUCUAACCAGUACGUGACUCAUGGGUCUCAGAAGCUCAGAAUGUUCUAGAAAUCAUGAACAACAACCAGCUUCCGAUUCAAACGGCUCAGCCAAUCCCUGGACAGAUAAGUUCCAGAAAGUUAUACACACACAGACUUAGACGUAGCCUCAUCAAAUGGCUGAAAACUGGAGACGAGAGAACAGCCAUCAUGCAGUCUUGAAAUAAAAGGACGUAGACGGGGUGUACUUGCUGGAAGCUUCUUUGAUAACCCAUGUUGUCCCUAAAGGGCUGUGCUUGAUCCUUAGCCCCCAACGUCUCCUUGCUGUGCAACUUGGAGUUGUAGUUCAGUGUGUCGGGAGUGAGUCUGGCCAUGCUCGUCUAGGGGAGAAAUCGUAAGACUAAUUGCUAAUUUCUCACAAGCGCAGCUGUGCCUCUGACAGAGGGCAAGUCGCGAGAACAGGGUCAUCAUAAGGGAUUUAGGAGGAGAGGCCACCAGCUAUGUC